Messenger RNA from Knipowitschia caucasica, 1041 nucleotides. The record is from the annotation of a GenBank genome assembly. Lineage: Eukaryota; Metazoa; Chordata; Actinopteri; Gobiiformes; Gobiidae.
AUGAUGAUGAAGAGAGGGGGGAUGGGGUGGGGGGGGGGGGAGGGAUGGUGUGGGGGGGGUGGGAUGAGGUUUGUUUAUGGGGGGUUGGAAUGUUUGGUGGUGGAUGGGAUUGAGCUGUGGGUGAGUGAGCUGUGGGUGAGAGAGCUGUGGGUGAGUGAGCUGUGGGUGAGAGAGCUGUGGGUGAGUGAGCUGUGGGUGAGUGAGCUGUGGGUGAGUGAGCUGUGGGUGAGUGAGCUGUGGGUGAGAGAGCUGUGGGUGAGUGAGCUGUGGGUGAGAGAGCUGUGGGUGAGUGAGCUGUGGGUGAGAGAGCUGUGGGUGAGAGAGCUGUGGGUGAGUGAGCUGUGGGUGAGUGAGCUGUGGGUGAGUGAGCUGUGGGUGAGAGAGCUGUGGGUGAGAGAGCUGUGGGUGAGAGAGCUGUGGGUGAGAGAGCUGUGGGUGAGUGAGCUGUGGGUGAGUGAGCUGUGGGUGAGAGAGCUGUGGGUGAGAGAGCUGUGGGUGAGAGAGCUAGAGCUGUGGGUGAGUGAGCUGUGGGUGAGAGAGCUGUGGGUGAGAGAGCUGUGGGCGAGUGAGCUGUGGGUGAGUGAGCUGUGGGUGAGUGAGCUGUGGGUGAGAGAGCUGUGGGUGAGUGAGCUGUGGGUGAGAGAGCUGUGGGUGAGAGAGCUGUGGGUGAGUGAGCUGUGGGUGAGUGAGCUGUGGGUGAGAGAGCUGUGGGUGAGAGAGCUGUGGAGCUGUGAGCUGUGGGUGAGAGAGCUGUGGGUGAGUGAGCUGUGGGUGAGAGAGCUGUGGGUGAGUGAGCUGUGGGUGAGUGAGCUGUGGGUGAGAGAGCUGUGGGUGAGAGAGCUGUGGGUGAGAGAGCUGUGGGUGAGAGAGCUGUGGGUGAGUGAGCUGUGGGUGAGUGAGCUGUGGGUGAGAGAGCUGUGGGUGAGAGAGCUGUGGGUGAGAGAGCUGUGGGUGAGUGAGCUGUGGGUGAGUGAGCUGUGGGUGAGAGAGCUGUGGGUGAGAGAGCUGUGGGUGAGAGAGGUGUGGGUGAGAGAGCUGUGA